This is a messenger RNA of Selaginella moellendorffii, 738 nucleotides long. Its product is annotated as protein KIAA0556. The record is from RefSeq and is a predicted model, not a curated record. The transcript has 5 exons. The coding region runs from base 244 to 687 and encodes 147 amino acids. Lineage: Eukaryota; Viridiplantae; Streptophyta; Lycopodiopsida; Selaginellales; Selaginellaceae.
UGUAAUGGUGGUUUCUUAAAACAGCACAACGUUAGAGAGAAUGUCAAGCAAAGGCGGAUUUACGCUAAGCUUGUUCUACAGGAGUAUCUCACGCCCUUGUUUCCCUCUGGGCAUGUGAUCAAGUUUGUGCUUCUCUCAACUUGGGGAGACCACCAGUAUCUGGGACUCAAUGGAAUCGAGCUAUUUGACGAGCUGGGCCAAAGUGUCCCCGUCUUAAAACACAAUGUUCACGUCUUGCCUGACAUGACCACUCAUUUCAGCAAUCCAGAGAAGCUUUUCAAUGGAGUGAACAACACCUGGGACACUCAAAACAUGUGGUUGAGCGUACGAGAUUAUACCGAAGGUAACCAGAUCUAUUUGUAUUUCAACGAGCCUGUGAUGUUAUCCCUCGUGAAGAUCUGGAACUACAGCCGGAAUCCCACGUUUGGUGUCCGUGAGAUCGAGAUUUUGGUGGACGACUUGCUCGUCUACAAAGGCUACGUGAGGAAAGCAAUCGCGGCAAACUCGAGACAUCUGAUCGACAGCGAAAUUUGUCCACAUUCGAUUCUCUUUAGCAGCGACGAGCAAACUCUCCGCGACAACGAAGACAAUGUCUUCUACUGUGGGGGAGUUCCAAACACGGAUAUAAUCCUCAUCAACGACAACUACGUUGUGAGCGAUGGCUCCAAUGCGCUUGUAACCAAAUAGAAUAGAAAUAAACGCUACUACUUAACUAGUGGCGGGAAGCCAUAAACCCUA